CCGUGACAACGUAUUUGAAAGGUGAAACGCUGCCCGAUUGGCUACUCAAAAGUUUUAAAGUUUUUUUUUGUUGAGAAUUAUUGUGAAGAUUCUUAGGCACUUAUGCCGUUCGUACACCAGGAUAAAAGUCGUGAGGGCGGCGGUUCUAGGGAAAACCGCCGUUCCCUGACCAAUUUCAUGGGCUUCGACGCCCUGCAGCUGUCGCAGCAGGCCGGCUCCUCGAACAGUACACACGAUUCUAUUGAUGGGCCAGUGCCGGGUGGACUCGGCGGCGCAGAAAAGCCUCGCCAGUGGGAGCAAUGGAAGCCAGCCAGCCCCGAGGCGGCACAGAGUCCGCGGAGCCUCGUGCCCGCCACCUGCUUCCCGCCAGGCCCCGCGGGUUUCGCUAGUUAUAGUGAAAACGCGCGGCCAGGCAGCUGGGCGGACGACGGAGCAGGCACGUGGCCAGAGGAUAGUUCUCUGGAAUGGACAGAGGUCCCCAACCAGUACACAGACCUUGUCACGUCCAUGAAGACGUUGUCUAUGUCCGCGGCGGACUUCCGCGGUCCCCGCAGUCCCCGCAGCCCUAGCGCACUGCAGCUCGCGCUGGACCAGGGGAAUGGCCUCAAUAUGCAGCCACCAUGGCCGCCGGAGCAGGCGUCAACGUCUAUGAUAAACAAUGCCCCGGUCAAACCGUAUAUACCAAGCGGCGGACGCGGGUCCCGCUCCGAGCCGCUGCGGUGGUCGGGGCAGCUGCCGGCGCGCGGUGUUGAUGCCAGCGGCGGCUACUCCUCAAAGGUGUUCGUGGGCGGCCUGCCCUGGGACAUCACUGAAGACGACCUGCUUUAUUCCCUCCGGAACUUUCAGCCAGUACGUGUGGAGUGGCCGGGGCGCGAGGGCGGGUGCGGUGCGUCACCGCGCGGGUACGCGUACGUGACAUUCGAGAGCGAGCGGCGCGUGCGCUCUCUGCUGGCGGCCGCGCGCUGCGAAUCCGGCAACUGGUACUACCGCGUCUCCUCGCGCAACAUGCGUAACAAGGAGGUGCAAGUGAUCCCGUGGGCGGUGUCGGACUCAAACUACGUGUGCGGAGGCUCGGUGCGCUUAGAGCCCCGUCGCACCGUGUUCGUGGGCGCGCUGCACGGCAUGCUCGGCGCCUACGGGCUCGCGCUCAUAAUGAACGAUCUGUUUUCCGGCGUCGUAUAUGCAGGUAUCGACACAGAUAAGAACAAGUACCCGAUAGGGUCUGGUCGGGUGACAUUCAACAACGCGCACUCCUACCUGCGCGCCAUCGCUGCAGCAUACAUUGACAUCACCACUGACAAGUUCUCAAAGACCGUACAAGUGGACCCGUACCUGGAGGACGCGAUGUGCUCCGUGUGCAACCUGCAGCAAGGACCCUACUUCUGCAGGGACCCGCUCUGCUUCAGAUACUUCUGCCGCGCGUGCUGGGCCUGGCAGCAUCGCAACGUGACCCACAAGCAGCUCAUGCGCUGGUCCAAGAGCAGCGCGGGCUCAGGCCCUCGCCACGCCCCCGCCCUCGGUCACGCCCCGCACCACGCCCCCGCAGCGCGCGUCGCC
This is a messenger RNA of Papilio xuthus (Asian swallowtail), 1557 nucleotides long. It is a transcript of the gene orb, whose product is annotated as polyadenylation element binding protein orb. The transcript is spliced from 13 exons. Gene Ontology annotation, molecular function: mRNA regulatory element binding translation repressor activity; mRNA 3'-UTR binding; translation factor activity, RNA binding. Gene Ontology annotation, biological process: negative regulation of cytoplasmic translation. Gene Ontology annotation, cellular component: nucleus; cytoplasm; synapse. Lineage: Eukaryota; Metazoa; Arthropoda; Insecta; Lepidoptera; Papilionidae. The record is from RefSeq and is a predicted model, not a curated record. The annotation marks the transcript as partial.